This is a messenger RNA of Cuscuta campestris, 2376 nucleotides long. NCBI's taxonomy places the organism in Eukaryota, Viridiplantae, Streptophyta, Magnoliopsida, Solanales, Convolvulaceae. The record is from the annotation of a GenBank genome assembly.
GCAGCUUCAAAAAUCGUUCGAAACCCUAUAAUUUCGUCUCUCGAAACGGGGAAAACUCAAACCAAUUUCACUGGCCCAUCCUCAAGAAAAUUGGGGUUUCGCCCAAUCUUGAAUCAUGAAACCCGAUGCUGCCCUAGAUCAUAUGCACUAGGUUGAUAGCGUGCGACAGAGCAAAUGUUAGCUUUUGUGGGUUCGGUGGCGAUGAACCCGGCUCGUAUACUCUGAUGGAGGAUCCCAAAGAAGUUGUAGUGAACAUAAGUUCGGAUGAGGAAGAGGGUUCCGGCAAGAUCAGCGGCGUCGGUUCCGGCGGAGUAGGUAGGUAUGACUUUGGAUGGAUAUCGAGGUUCCUCGAUGAAGACGACGAAUCUCCUGUAGAUUCUGAUGAUGUCCUCGUGGUGGGUGAGGUUAUUUUGAACACGAAGCAGUCUGUGAAGUCUUCAGUAACAGCUUAUGAAGAAUCCGUGAAAGCUGUGGAUGAGGAUGACUGUGACUGCAUCGUCUUGGAAGAAGAUCCGGAUAAGCCUGUUCAUGUAAAUAAUGAUGUUGAACGGGAUGAUGAUUUACUAGUUGUGAGCGAAAAGGGGCAGGUUGCCUGUAGAGAUUAUCCUCAUCCACGGCAUCAUUGUGCUAAAUUUCCUUUUGCUUCUACCCCGCAUGAAACCUUUUGUGACCAGUGCCAUUGUUAUGUCUGUGAUUCUCUUGCUCCAUGUGGCCAUUGGGGAAACGGCACGUCUAGUAUUGACCACUGUCAUGCCACUGAGAAAGAGCAGUUUUGGAAAGCUGAGAGACAUAACAAAAAGAAAAACAGAAAUGCUCUAUCAUCACUUCCUCCAUCUGCUGUCGUGGAUGCUUCUCUCCUAGUUCAGCCACCUUUACUGAACAUGCCUCCACUCCCUCAGACAGUUCAAUUCAAUAUGACACAGAAUCAAGCCUUUGCCGGACAAUGCCCUAUUCGCCCCUGUUCAAGGCAACAAGGAACCAUUUCCCCGCCACCUGGAUUCUUUGUUCCAAACCGUCCUUGUUCAAGGCAACAUGGAACCCUUUCCCCACCACCUGGUUUUUUUGUUCCGAGCCACCCACCUGGAUACAAUGUUCCAAGAGAUAAUAAUCUUCAAGCCCAAAGUGUCUCUCAUCAAUUUCAAAAUGGAUUUGUAAAUAGAAGCUCUGGCGGCAGAAGAUGGAAUGUUUCUCAAGCUGGACCCCACAAUAUCCAAUCACGCACACUGUUCAAGAGGAGUGGGCCGGUUCCACAAUCUGUGACAGCCCAUAGACAUGGAAACAGUUCAUCCCACGUUCAUAACAAGCCUCCAUUCCAUAGAAAUCCUCAUCGGGGUUCAAGGCUCAUUGAUAGCCAUGGCUGGGCAACUCCUCCAAUCACAAACACGGGCAGUCCAGGGUCCUUCCCUACAGACCUUAGAUAUAUUCCAUCCAAUCCGAUGCCCUCUCAAUCUCAACAAAGCGAAUUUUUGAGUUAUAUAUCAUCUUAUCCUCAAAGCUUCUCUCAAUCCCCAAAUUAUGCGAAUCCCGUGUCUUCACAGCCAUUUUUGGGAAGAACAUACACAGACUAUUUGCCUUCUGAGUUCCCGAUGCUCUUUCAGCAAUAUGUAGACAGUAACUCCACGGGCAAAGCUCCUCCAAAUACACAUGCAUCUGAACCCAUUAAUGGGAUAAACAAUAUUGAGAAUCCAUUGCUGCCCAGAUCCAGGCAGGCCAUUUAUAACAGUAUACCCGAAAUAGACUUCCAGUCAAAUGCAGCAGGCAAGGGAUCAGAAUCAUCUGUACAGCCACUCCCUGUGGGCAGCAGUUGCGGGGAUAUAAAUCAACUUUAUUCAUCUGCUCCAAUUGUUUCUCAGGAUGCCAGCCAAAAUAUCAGCAGCCAUCAAGGAUGUCAAGUCCAAAGUGUCGACCCCGAUGGCACAUUGAAUGAACCCCAUAAUGUGGGCCCAGCAGAAACUUCUUUUUUCGCAACGGAAGUCAAUAAUCAGUUAGCUGAGAGCCCAUAUGGUUUUGAUGACUGGUUUUGUGAAGACCCAACCGUUCCGAGGGUUAUAGAGGUUUCAGUCCCUCCAGCAGGAAUGAACGAGUACUCUCCCGAUUCUACCUUUGUAGGUUCUUGGAGUCUUUUUUAGUGUAUUUGCCUGAUUCGGCAUUUGUUUCUCUUUGUGGAUGCCCAUCUUUUAGCAUCUAGACUAGGUUAACAAGAUAGUUUGUGUUGUACUCUAGUUGUAAGGAGUGUACAGACAUGACUCUGUUUCGGCUGUACAGAUAUUAGGCUCAUUCAAUUCAUUGAAGAGCACAUUCUUGGUUGGAGCAAGCAUUUGUGGAGUUCAGUUUUUGGGAUUGCACUUCAUUUUUUGCCCCCAGUUUGUCUAAAUA